ACUUACACCAAAAAAUAUACCCCAUUUGUACACCACAGGUUUGCACAAACAUUUCGAUGGUUUACACCGACACAAGUGUUGGUGCGUUAAUAAAAAUUCACACGGACACAAAUGUUGAUAAAAACUCAGAGUCUUGUGCUCUUCUCUCCUUCACACGAACCCUAGCACACUCAUUUGAUUCUCCACUGAGUGUUUCCACCAGAUCCUAAGCUCAUCAACAAUGGCGUCUCGGAGGCUUCUGGCCUCGGUUCUCCGAUCUGCCGCCAGUCGCGGCGGCUCGUUUUCCAGAUCCGUCAUCGGGAACUCCGGUCCCCGGCUGAGGCCUUCGUCUCCUGCAUCCCCCGUUGGUUUUCUCCUGAAUCGGGCCGUUCGUUACGCUACCUCCGCUGCGGCCCCGGCUGAGAAGCCUGCGGCGAAGCCGCCUUCUGGAAAUGAGCCGACGGGGAAGAUCACGGAUGAGUUCACCGGGAAGGGAGCGAUCGGAAGCGUCUGCCAGGUGAUUGGAGCUGUCGUAGAUGUCAGAUUCGACGAGGGCCUGCCUCCGAUCCUCACGGCUCUCGAGGUUCUCGACAACCAAAUCCGGCUCGUGCUGGAGGUGGCGCAGCACUUGGGUGAGAACGUGGUUAGGACCAUUGCUAUGGAUGGUACUGAAGGGCUUGUCCGUGGCCAACGCGUUCUCAACACCGGUUCUCCUAUCACAGUUCCUGUUGGAAGGGCCACUCUUGGUCGUAUCAUCAAUGUCAUUGGAGAGGCCAUAGAUGAGAGAGGCCCUAUUGACACUGAACACUUUUUGCCAAUCCAUCGAGAAGCUCCAGCAUUUGUUGAACAAGCUACCGAGCAAGAAAUUCUUGUAACUGGAAUUAAGGUGGUAGAUCUUCUUGCCCCAUAUCAAAGGGGAGGUAAAAUUGGGCUUUUUGGUGGCGCAGGAGUUGGAAAGACUGUGCUUAUUAUGGAGCUGAUUAACAAUGUUGCAAAAGCUCAUGGUGGUUUCUCUGUCUUUGCUGGUGUUGGUGAGCGCACUAGGGAGGGUAAUGAUUUGUACAGAGAAAUGGUUGAAAGUGGUGUCAUAAAGCUCGGUGCUGAGCAAAAUCUGAGCAAAUGUGCUCUUGUGUAUGGUCAAAUGAACGAGCCCCCGGGUGCUCGUGCCCGUGUUGGACUCACUGGACUGACUGUUGCCGAGCACUUUAGAGAUGCUGAGGGUCAGGAUGUGCUUCUUUUUAUUGACAACAUCUUCAGGUUUACCCAGGCCAACUCAGAGGUCUCUGCUUUGCUUGGGCGUAUCCCAUCUGCUGUCGGUUAUCAACCAACCUUGGCAACCGAUCUUGGAGGCUUGCAAGAACGUAUCACGACUACUAAGAAGGGGUCCAUUACAUCAGUUCAAGCUAUUUAUGUGCCUGCUGAUGACUUGACUGAUCCUGCUCCUGCAACAACCUUUGCCCACUUGGAUGCCACAACAGUCUUGUCUCGUCAGAUAUCCGAGCUUGGUAUUUAUCCCGCCGUCGACCCCCUUGAUUCCACAUCUAGAAUGCUUUCUCCCCACAUCUUGGGAGAGGAACACUACAACACCGCUCGUGGGGUACAGAAAGUCUUGCAGAACUACAAGAAUCUUCAAGAUAUUAUUGCUAUUUUGGGUAUGGAUGAGCUUAGUGAAGAUGACAAACUGACUGUUGCACGUGCCCGUAAAAUUCAAAGGUUCCUUAGCCAGCCCUUCCACGUGGCUGAGGUGUUCACUGGUGCCCCUGGAAAGUAUGUUGAGCUGAAGGAGAGUGUUGCCAGUUUCCAGGGCGUGCUGGACGGGAAAUACGACGACCUUUCCGAACAGUCCUUUUACAUGGUGGGUGGAAUCGACGAGGUCAUUGCCAAGGCAGAGAAGAUUGCCAAGGAAUCCGCUGCCUAGAACAAGAAGAAGAAGAUUAAACAAUUUUUUCCCUUUUGUGUUUUUGGUUGAUAAUCGCGAAAUAAUUCUAUGAUGACAAUGCCAAACAGACUUGGAGGAUUUUUGAACCUUAAUGAGGACUUGGCUGGUUUGUCGCAGUCUAAAGUUUUUUUUCCGUAUUUUGUGUGGAAUUGAGAUAGAAAUGUGUUACUUAAUUUUCACAUAAUAAUCCCCUCGCAAAUUGGCUGAUUUGUAACAUUAUCCUCAUUCAUACAGUGGUGGGUAAAUG
This is a messenger RNA of Cuscuta campestris, 2165 nucleotides long. The record is from the annotation of a GenBank genome assembly. Lineage: Eukaryota; Viridiplantae; Streptophyta; Magnoliopsida; Solanales; Convolvulaceae.